Molecule: messenger RNA, 4582 nt
Organism: Calypte anna (Anna's hummingbird)
Lineage: Eukaryota; Metazoa; Chordata; Aves; Apodiformes; Trochilidae
Gene: CASD1
Product: CAS1 domain containing 1
Exons: 18
Coding region: 196-2592 (798 amino acids)
Cellular component (GO): Golgi membrane
Molecular function (GO): N-acetylneuraminate 9-O-acetyltransferase activity
Source: RefSeq, a predicted model, not a curated record
GGCGGCCGAGGGGAAGCGGCGGCACCGGGAGGAGGAGGGCAGCGGCUCCGCCCCGGCAGCGGGGUGUCAGGCGUCCCUCCGCCGCGGCGGUGGGGACGGCGGCAGAGGGGUCUGCCUUCGCCGCCAGCGGGGACCCAGUGCUGCCCCGCUGCGCCCGCCCGCUCCAUCGCACGCUGUUGUCAUGGAGGAGCCAAGAUGGCGGCCCUGGCCUACACCCUGGGCAAGCGGGAGAUCAACUACUACUUCAGCGUGAGGAGCGCCAAGGCGCUGGCGCUGGGUGCCGUCCUGCUCCUCACCGCCUGCCACGCCGCCUCCCGCCGCUACCGAGGUGGUGACACAUGUGAGGAUCUUCUGUCCAGUGGAAGAUUUCUUGGUGAAAAAGUAUGGCAGCCCCACAGUUGUAUGAUGCACAAGUACAAAAACAGCGAAGCAAAAAAUUGCCUCAUAGACAAACAUGUUGUGUUUAUAGGAGAUUCUAGAAUUCGACAGCUCUUCUAUUCAUUUAUAAAACUCAUAAAUCCUCAAGUGAAAGAAGAAGGAAAUAAGCAUGGAAAUAUCCCUUUUGAAGAUAAGUCUGCUUCAAUUAAAGUGGAUUUCCUGUGGUAUCCAGAAGUUAAUGGCUCUAUGAGGCAACGUAUAAAAUCUUGGACUGAGGGUUCUGUGGCAAAACCUCACAUAAUUGUAGCAGGAGCUGCCACGUGGUCUAUCAAGAUUCACAAUGGCAGCAAUGAAGCCCUCACACAAUAUAAAAUCAAUAUCACUUCAAUUGCACCUCUUUUGGAAAAAUUAGCAAAAAGUAGUGAUGUUUACUGGGUCUUACAAGACCCUGUUUAUGAAGAAAUGCUGAGUGAAAAUCGGAAAAUGAUCACUAAUGAGAAAAUAGAUGCUUAUAAUGAAGCAGCUGUUCGUAUUCUCAACAGCAGCUCCCGAAAUUCCAAAACUAAAGUUAAAGUGUUCAGUGUAUCAAAAUUGAUAGCACAAGAAACUAUAAUGAAGUCAACAGAUGGCCUGCAUCUCCCUGAAUCAAGUAGAGAUACAAAUGCGAUGAUUCUUAUGAAUGUCUAUUGCAAUAAGAUAAUGAAGCCCAUUGAUGGCUCCUGCUGCCAGCCUCAGCCUCCUCUCACUCUGAUACAGAAGUUAGCUUUCUGUUUCUUUACUUUGUCCAUUAUUGGAUAUUUAAUUAUCAUUUUAAUUAAUCGGAAUAAUUUUCGGAAGAACAAAUCGUGCACUGAUUUGGAAAGUGGAGAAGAGAAGAAACCUGCCCUCAGCGUUCCUAAUGUUUCUACUUUAGAGAUGCUCUUACACUCUUUCUGCAAACUUGGUCUAAUCAUGACCUAUUUUUAUCUAUGUGACAGAGCAAAUCUUUUCAUGAAGGAAAAUAAAUUUUAUACACAUUCAUCUUUCUUCAUACCAAUCAUCUAUAUCUUGGUUUUGGGGGUGUUUUAUACCGAAAAUACUAAAGAGACUAAAGUGUUAAAUAGAGAACAGACUGAUGAGUGGAAGGGAUGGAUGCAACUUGUUAUUUUGAUUUAUCAUAUCUCUGGAGCAAGCACUUUUUUGCCUGUGUACAUGCACAUUCGGGUUCUGGUUGCUGCAUAUCUGUUCCAAACAGGUUAUGGACACUUCUCCUAUUUUUGGGUAAAAGGAGACUUCGGUGUCUACAGAGUGUGUCAGGUUUUAUUUCGUCUCAAUUUCUUGGUUGUGGUACUGUGCAUAGUGAUGGACCGACCUUACCAGUUCUACUACUUUGUGCCAUUAGUCACUGUCUGGUUUAUGAUCAUUUAUGCCACGUUAGCUAUAUGGCCUCAGAUAGUCCAGAAGAAAGCAAAUGGGAACUGCUUGUGGCACUUUGGUUUACUGCUGAAACUGAUUUGCUUACUGACAUGUAUAUAUAUUCUGUCCUAUUCUCAGGGUGCAUUUGAGAAAGUGUUUUCUUUUUGGCCACUCUCCAAGUGUUUUGAACUGAAUGGGAAUGUCUAUGAAUGGUGGUUUAGGUGGAAGUUGGAUCGUUAUGUGGUUUUUCAUGGGAUGCUGUUUGCUUUUAUUUAUCUGGCAUUGCAGAAACGUCAGAUGAUAUCAGAAGGAAAGGGAGAUCCUCUUUUCUCCAACAGAGUUUCAAAUGUUUUAUUAUUUAUUUCAAUUGUGUCCUUUUUGACCUACUCUAUUUGGGCUAGUAGCUGUAAAAACAAGACAGAGUGCAAUGAACUGCAUCCUUCUGUCUCUGUGGUGCAGAUUCUAGCUUUCAUCCUCAUCAGGAACAUUCCUGGGUAUGUCCGGUCUGUGUAUAGCUCCUUCUUUGCCUGGUUUGGCAGAAUUUCUCUAGAGCUCUUCAUUUGCCAAUACCACAUUUGGCUGGCAGCAGACACAAAGGGGAUCUUGGUGCUCAUUCCUGGAUAUCCGAUGUUUAAUGUUCUCGUCAGCACUUUUAUAUUUGUGUGUGUGGCACAUGAGAUUUCUCAGAUCACUAAUGAUCUAGCACAGAUUGUGGUUCCUAAAGAUAACUCGACUCUGCUGAAAAGAUUGCUCUGCAUAGCUGGAUUUUUUUCUGGACUACUCCUCUUCUCCGUAGUGCAAGAUCAGUCUAGGCAUUAACUUGAAAAGAUUCUUGGAAAGAAGACAUUUAAAUGAGACGUGUGGGAAGUGUAUAUAGUGCAAGUGUACAUAUUCUGAGUGGAAACAGCCUUCCCAAAUAAUCUGAGAAGCAAGAAUGCACUGUACAGAAUUGCAUGUGAAAAUGAGUCUUUUCUACUGGAUCUAUGUUUAUGUUUACAAACCCGUUAAAUCGUGACACGAAGAAGUGAAGUUGGGUGGUUUAGCAGCAUCAUGAGCAUAUCACAGCAUUGCCUUUUCCUGGGGUCAGCUGAAGGAAGAGUGGAUGUUCCCAGGGAACUCAUGCUGUCCUCAUUCCCAUCAAAGGACAAAGGGCAAACCUCUGCUCCUUCACUGACAGUCACCAUUAGCUGAUGUGAAACAUGAAGUUUCUGGUAAACCAGGGCAUUUUUCUGAACAAAAUGGUAUUUUUUUUGUUUAGAAAGUAGUAUUUUGGGUGGAGAUGGUAUAUGUUAUAUGAAGCCCUUUAUACGUGGAAACAGUCAUCACCAGUUCAGUGAUUUAAGUUUAUAUACACGUUUACACAAUACUUUUGGGGUUUUUUUCUUUAAGAAAUUUAAGGCAUUUUAAGCAAAUAUGGUGAAAUCUGAUGUGAAAUUUUUUUAUAAAGAAUUUUUUUUUUAAUUUGUUUGGGUUUUUUCAUAAAUUUUCCACUAAUACGUUUCACUAUGUGCACUUGUCUGUACAGUCCCAGUGAACAAACAAAUGAGAAAAUUCCAGAGACUCAGUUCAAGAUUGAGAAUUUUUGGAAGACCUUCAGGUGUUUCCAGUCAGAUGAAAUCCCAUCAUAUCCACUCCAACAAAUCUUAAGGAAACAGAAGAGCAGGGGAAUGGUGAUCUUGUAAACCUCAAUCUGAGUUUGUAAGUGACCUUACCUUGAACCUAGGUCUCAUUAGGGAACUGGUGCCAUAUUCUAUACAAUAGUAUUUUCAUUAAAAAGGAUGAAGUCAAUCUAGUGGGAUAGAGGAGGGACCGAGUGGUCAUCUUGUUGCAUGCAGAUGGUUGAGUUUCAAAAUGACAAAUUACAUGAGAUUGGAGCUGUCUGGAGGAACCUUUUUACCCAUCCUUUCUAGCAGUGUCCAUGUUUCUUAUUAACUCUUUCCUUUUGCAUAAAAAGUAAAAUUGAAAGUAACAGCCCCGUAGAGUGGCAGUGAUGAGCUGCAGUUUAUGUUCUGCUGACUUUGUGAAGUUAUGAUCAUAUCUUCCUCUUUGUGAUUUUGGUUCAAGUGACAGUUUGACCUCUAGUUGCUUUCUUUUCAUUUUAUUCUACUGAUUAAUUAUUAGUAGUCAAAACCAUGAGCACAACAUUGUUUUCCAUGUAUAUUUGCAAUUAUGUACUAUAAACAGAAUAAAUCCUAAUUUCUACUGUAUGUACAUACUAUCAUGUACAUGGUUUUGAUCUUAUACCAGUUAAAAAAUUUAAUUCAAACUUGCAACCACCAAUGAAGUGCAACAAAAAAAUUCAGGAAAAAGUGGCGCUUUUUUUGUUGUUUUUUUGUUUUGUUUUUUUUAAAUAGAGAACAGUUUCUUUUAAAGAAUGAAGAGUCUUACUACAUCUGCCAGAUAUUUUUAAGCUAUGGGGAAGACACUCAUCUCUUUGUUCUCUGUGUGCAUUGCCUGCAGUAUUUGGGAAGUUCACCUCCUUGACCCAGGACAUUGGAGUGGCAGAGAACAGUGGCAUGGGGUCAACACUGUGGUGGGGGGCUGGGAUGCAUAACCUUCAUCUAUGCCAGUAAUCAGAGUGAGGGGGAACUGAGAGUCUGAGGGAUAACUUUUGUUUUGUUCUUCACAAUAUAUUGUAGAUAUAAUUUUAUUUAUCUGUUGUACAGACUUGGUUAAAAGAUUUAUUUUUAAUGUUUGAAAUAAUGCACUUGUUUACUAUUACUGUAUGUGGGAUAAAUAUAUUUUCUUUUCAGGUUAUGUAAAAAUAUGAAGUAAUUUAAACAUUAAAUAAAUGUGCUGUGGAUGUUUA